GUAAAAUAAAUUCAAUUUUGGUUGUCUUAAAAAUAAAUUUUCAGUUGAAAAAAGAUGAUAAAUCUAAUAUCAUUGGAUCCCACAAUAGUUAUUCGAACCACACCAAUACCACCAGUCAUUUGGUUUGAACAGAACGGCAUCAUCUUCCAAGAUCUCAAAUACGAUCGCUUCGACGAAGCAAUAGAAUUUUUGAAAGAGAACUACAUUCCCUUCGACACACUUUGCCGCUCGGUCAAUAUGGUCGACCACAUCGAUUUGAUCGAAGAAUUCUGCGAAGCAAUCCGAUUUCUGUUAAAAAAUGAUUGUUCGAUCAUUGCGGUCGAAAAGGCAACGAACCAAAUCGUCGGAAUCGUUGUAAUGACAAUAAUGAGACAAGAACAUCGAUCAUGGCUGUUUUGGGCAUUCCUGGUGAAUAGAAGUGCUGUGACGAAGAAAAUAUUUGGAUUCCAAUGUAACAUAAUGCUCGAAUACUUGAACCGAAACCGAACUGCAAUCGUUGAUGUUUCGUUGCACAUUUCCAUUGUGACUAUUGCUCGCCGUAUGAAAGGAAAACUGUUCAAAGAAGAUAUCAUUUUGCAAGCAGCCAAAAGUGCUAGAAGUGUGGGAGCGAAUAGUAUUUCCUACAUAGCAACGUCGAACAAUGACAUCGAGAGAGCCCGACGAGUUGGAUUUAAGGAAGUAGAGCUGAGAACAUACAACACAUACAUGGACGAAAACGGAAAUGCUGUGCUAUCAAAUGUACCGGCUGGCGAAAAUUGUUCGAUAAUUUUUCUGAAUUGUGUUGGACCCAAAGCCAAUACAUCUAUCGCUUCCAUUCUGUAUACGUAACUGAAUUUUAAGUUGAUCCAAAAAUGAAAAAUGUUUUCGCUUCAA
This is a messenger RNA of Bradysia coprophila, 873 nucleotides long. RefSeq lists its product as uncharacterized. NCBI's taxonomy places the organism in Eukaryota, Metazoa, Arthropoda, Insecta, Diptera, Sciaridae. The record is from RefSeq and is a predicted model, not a curated record.